This is a messenger RNA of Ylistrum balloti, 1200 nucleotides long. RefSeq names its product prolactin-releasing peptide receptor-like. Gene Ontology annotation, molecular function: neuropeptide receptor activity. Gene Ontology annotation, biological process: neuropeptide signaling pathway. Gene Ontology annotation, cellular component: membrane. NCBI's taxonomy places the organism in Eukaryota, Metazoa, Mollusca, Bivalvia, Pectinida, Pectinidae. The transcript has a single exon. Bases 1 to 1200 code for a protein of 399 amino acids. The record is from RefSeq and is a predicted model, not a curated record.
AUGGCAUUGAUCGACGGACAAGAAACCUACAUUGGCCUUAUUCUUAAAUGGAUACACGACAACAACAGUACAGAAGGCGUGGACUUCACACAACCGCACGUGCGCCGUUCUCUGAGGUACGUUUACCCCUUAUUUAUGUUCCUCCAUGCCGCUGUGGGAAUAUUUGGGUUGGUCGGGAACAUCGCCAUUCUCAUCGUCAUCGGCAAAAGAGGGUUAUACAAAGACCAGACAUUCUUCUUCCUGGGAAACAUUGCCUUCUCGGAUUUGAUCAAGUGUAUGUUUGUCCUACCGGUUACUUUGUCCAACUUAUUAAUCGGGAAUUGGGUCUUCGGAAGCUUUUUAUGUUUUUUCCUUCCAAUGAUGCAAUGUUUUCCUAUUCAUUCCACCAUGCUGACUUACCUGAUGAUAGCCAUUGACAGAUACCGUUUGAUAGUGACACCCUUUAAGGCGCGUGCGCCUGCCGGACUGUGUAUCAUAGGUGUAUGGGUGGCUGCGGUGUGCCUCGUAUUACCUUUCGCUGUUUAUCUUCGUUACAUUGACCUUGGCUCUAUAUUGGGUGACCGAUUCGAUGGGGUCGGUAUUUGUUACGUCAAUCAAGAACGGCACAUUGAAGAGUAUAUUCGGGCCAUGUUUGUGACGUUGUAUGCUAUGCCAUUAGCUGUGAUUGGAUUCCUUUGUGUUAAAGUUUCUGCUGAACUGAAAUCCUUGGAGACGGUAACUAUAUCAGUUCACUUCUCAGCGCCAUCGGAAAUGUGCACACAUUCGGAACAACCGUAUAACUCACGCAUCAGAUGGGCUGAUCCCGAUACCGAAUCGUCACGUUGUGAUACAGACGCUCCGAGUAGUGAAUCCAGAUCCCCAAAGGACUACACAGAUGGCACCACACAGGAUAGCGAUGAUGACAUUGACCUCGCUAAAGAAAAGAGGACACAAAAUUAUCUAAUCGCUAUGGUUACGCUCUUUGCUAUUUGUUGGUGUCCCCUGAAUAUUUUGAUUUUGGUACAAUUUUUCGUCCACGAGAAUGGCAAUAAUACUGGACAUUUUGACAUUACCUACACAACAUUCACUGUUUUUGGUUUCCUCUCCACAUGCAUCAAUCCUGUUCUAUUUGCCUCCUGGCGCAUGUCAAACUCGACGAAAGACCGCUUACGAGGUUAUUUCCGGUUUAGCAGCAGAAGCCGAACAGGAAGCCAGGUUUAA